Molecule: messenger RNA, 1646 nt
Organism: Ficedula albicollis (Collared flycatcher)
Lineage: Eukaryota; Metazoa; Chordata; Aves; Passeriformes; Muscicapidae
Gene: DALRD3
Product: DALR anticodon binding domain containing 3
Exons: 14
Coding region: 33-1622 (529 amino acids)
Biological process (GO): tRNA C3-cytosine methylation; arginyl-tRNA aminoacylation
Molecular function (GO): arginine-tRNA ligase activity; ATP binding; tRNA binding
Source: RefSeq, a predicted model, not a curated record
GUGGCGGAAGCAGCGGGAGGGAUCCCGUGGUCAUGGCUGAGGGCCGCCCGGGAGUGGCGGCGACGCUGCAGGCGCUGAACGCGGCCCUGGGGCGGCACUCCGCGCUCUGGGUGAAGGAAAGCGGCGCCCGCAACCUGCGCCACCGGGACUUCCUGGCGCCGCGGGCCGCGCUCAGCGCCGCCUUUCCCGGCGGGCAGGUGCCCCCCGAGGCCGUGUCGGCGGUGCCGUCGCUGCGGGGCCCAGCGGUGCUGCCGCUGCGCCCCCCCCCCCCCCCCCCCCCGGGGCUGGCGGUGCAGGUGCGGCGCCCCGAGGCCUUCCAGCGCCUGCUGGGGCCUCUGCCCGAGCCGGCCGCCCCGGCGGCGGGGGCCCGGACGGGCUGCGUGGUGCUGCACUGCCCGGCGCUGCGCAGCCCCGCCGCCCUGCAGCCCCGCCACCUCCGCUCCGUCCUGGUGGCCGAGCACCUGGCUCAGCUGCUGCGCGCCCAGGGGGUUAGCGUCCGCCUGGUCCCUGCCCUCAGCGAGGAGAGGAGCUGGGACGUCCUGCGGCAGCUCCGCGUCUACUGGCCCUCCGGCUCCGGUGGCUCAUCCCUCACUGAUGCCGUCUCGGCCUUGAAGGCAGCGCUGGACCAGUGCCCCUGUGCUGCAGCCUCUGAGCAGGGUGUCAUCUGUAAGGUGCACCUGAAGAGCUUCGUGGAGCAGCAGGGCUUGUUGGGCUACGACCCCAAUCUAGAUGUGCUUCUUGUGACAGAGGAGACACUGCAGUCUUUGGCUGAGCUGCAGGAAGCUGUUCUGCAGUGCCCAGCCAAAGGCCAGAGCAGUUGCUGCAGCAUCGUGCAUGUGGUGAACUGUGAGGAGGAAUUCCAGCAGCAACAGCUGGAUGUGCUCUGGAGGAUUUUGGAUCCGGGAGCCCACACAGCUUUGCAGAAACACCUUGUCUGUGGGCCUGUGAAGGUCACCAACCCCUCAUCGCCCAUUGGGGCAGACCAGUACUUCCAGCUCCGAAAGCACCAGAUGUAUGAAGCCUCUGUGAUGAAGUAUGGGGAGCUUGCACAAGAUGAGGCCUGGACAGAGGUGAUUGAUACCCUGACAGUGGCUGCCAUCAGGUUUGAGUUGCUGAGUACUGCUCACCGGAGUCAGAUCACACUGGACCUGGAGAACAGCAGCAUCUCCACGAAGGGAACAAAGAGCGGUGCCUUUGUGAUGUACAACUGUGCCAGGCUGGCCACGCUCUUCGGCGCCUUCCAGCAGGCUGUGGAGCAGGGCACAUAUCCCCCUCUGCCACCAGUGUCUCAGCUGAACUUCUCUUGCCUCCGAGAAGAGGGCGAAUGGCUCCUGCUCUUCAACUAUCUCCUGCCCUUCCCUGAAGUCCUGCAGCAGGCAGCACAGCUGCCCCCAUCCUCCAAGGGGAUCCGGGUCACUGCCAACACAGAGACAGUGUGCAAGUUCCUGAUCCAGCUCAGCAUGGAUUUUAGCUCCUACUACAACCGCGUGCACAUCCUGGGGGAGCCGUUCCCUCAUCUCUUUGACCAGAUGUUUGCACGCCUCCAGCUGCUGGGAGCAGUGAGGGAUGUAUUCCACAGUGCACUGGCAACUCUGCACCUCCCUCCUCUCAGCCAGAUCUGAGCCAAGGUGUGACAGUCACCUACA